Molecule: messenger RNA, 720 nt
Organism: Strongylus vulgaris
Lineage: Eukaryota; Metazoa; Nematoda; Chromadorea; Rhabditida; Strongylidae
Source: the annotation of a GenBank genome assembly
AUGGUUGCUACCCAAAUGUCUAUAGAAGAAGCAACUCAACCAAGGAUGGGUCUUGAUAAUCAGACAAUUAUUGUCACCGGUGUUGUUCUGUUGAUCUCGUCCCUAGCGGCUGUACUCUUUUUCAAAAACAAAAAGUCCUUUUUUUCAGGUAACUGGCAGCAGAACCCAAUAACAUUGGUUGAUGAAGAGACCAAGUAUGCUUUGCCGCUAGCUGAAAAAACUGAGGUCAGUCACGACACUCGAAGAUUCCGCUUCCUCCUUCCGUCACAACACCACGUCCUUGGUCUUCCUAUAGGUCAGCACAUCUUCUUGAGUGCGAAGAUCGAUGGAAAGCUCGUAGUGCGUCCGUACACACCUGUAUCUAGCGACGAUGACUUGGGCUACGUUGAUCUUAUGAUUAAGUUUAGCUUAGAACUCUACUUUAAGCUCUAUAUAAGAGUGUACUUCGCCGGAAACCAUCCGAAAUUCCCAGAUGGCGGUAAGAUGAGUCAACAUCUGGAGCAUAUGAAAAUUGGCGAAACUAUUGACUUCCGCGGACCGUCAGGCCUGAUAAUAUACAAGGGCAAUGGAAAGUUUGCGAUAAGACCAGAUAAAAAAUCACCUCCCAAAGAGCGAAUAUUCAAAAGCUUAUCAAUGAUUGCUGGAGGAACUGGCAUCACGCCCAUGUUACAGGCGAGUUCAAUGACUAAUAUUUACAUUCUUUCGCUUCCUAAUAUUUAA